AUGGCUAUUGAUUCGAGUCCCGAAAAACGCUUGACAUUGGCUCAGAUAUAUAAGUACAUUGAUAAAAGAUUCCCCUAUUACCGGAAAGCCGACAUGAAAAAACGACAAGGAUGGCAAAAUUCGAUUCGUCAUAACUUAUCCCUCAAUGACUGCUUCGUUAAGAAGGCACGAGACGGUCUCAGCAAACCAAAUGACCGAAAAGGAAACUACUGGACAUUAACCCAGGACUGCGCUCUCAUGUUCGAUAAUGGGAACUUCAAAAGAAGAAGGCUGAAGAGAACAUCAGUUCGUUCAACAUAUCCGCCAUUGGAUACAACAACUCAACUGCCUUAUCUGAGACGCUUACAAAUAUCACGAAUGGAGCCACGGCUGGUUCCUGGUCUGUUUGUACCGAAUGGAGCUUCAUUACCACAAAUGACUUGCGAUUUCACAAACUUAACAAACUACGGCAACGAUCUCAGCACUAUGACCGCUUUUGAUAAUUUAACUCAAAAUAGUUACAGUCAAUCUAGUGCAUUCUAUCCAGCUUCAAAUCCAGCACAAUCGUUACAGUUCACACAAGUACCCACCCCAUUGGCUCAUGUUUCGAAUCAUCAAGACUUGCCAACGCCCUUAGCUAUUGAACAUAACCGAAUGGACUGUUUGGAUGUUAAGCCAGACAUUCGAAACUUGGCAGUUGAUCAUAUACAAAUGAACACAAUGGCAUUAAAUUCGCAUGGAAUCUAUUCUGGACAUAACUUACAAAGCUAUGUUCCAUCGUGGCCUAUUGAAAUCGAGACUGAAGCUCAUCCAGUAUAUAUGCCCUACUCAACUGAAUAA
Molecule: messenger RNA, 819 nt
Organism: Auanema sp. JU1783
Lineage: Eukaryota; Metazoa; Nematoda; Chromadorea; Rhabditida; Rhabditidae
Source: the annotation of a GenBank genome assembly